Molecule: messenger RNA, 2085 nt
Organism: Impatiens glandulifera
Lineage: Eukaryota; Viridiplantae; Streptophyta; Magnoliopsida; Ericales; Balsaminaceae
Product: subtilisin-like protease SBT4.3
Exons: 8
Coding region: 1-2085 (694 amino acids)
Biological process (GO): proteolysis
Molecular function (GO): serine-type endopeptidase activity
Source: RefSeq, a predicted model, not a curated record
AUGGGAAGCCUCCCCGAAGGAGAAUACUUAGCUCGCUCUCACCAUACUAAUUUACUUCAAUCUCUUGGUCUUAGCAAUAAUGUGAUUAAGACGACAUUGUUGAGGAGCUAUUCAAGAAGUUUUAAUGGUUUUGCUGCGAAUAUCACGCCGAGUGAAGUAUCAAAGUUGAAAAGCAUGGAAGGUGUUGCAUUUGUUUUCCAAAGUCAUGAAUAUUAUCUUCAAACCACAAGAUCUUGGGACUAUAUGGGUUUGUCCCUAGAUGUUCCUCGAAAUCUCAAAAUUGAGAGUGACAUUAUAAUUGGACAUAUCGAUUCCGGUGUAUUACCUGACAUGGAAAGUUUGGCAGACCACGGUUUAGGCAAUAUUCCUACAAAAUGGAAGGGUGUUUGUCUUGGUGGCAAGAAUUUCACUUGUAACAAGAAGCUUAUUGGAGCGAGGUACUAUGCCGGAGAUUCAGCAAUGGAUAUUUUAUAUCAUGGGACUCACACAGCCUCCACUGCAGUUGGAAGGGUUGUAAGAAAUGCCAACUUUUAUGGCAUUGCAAAUGGAACCGCUAGAGGAGGUGUUCCAUCAUCAAGGAUAGCUUCAUACAGAGCGUGUGAAAUGACUUGUACGGGUAGAGAUAUCAUGGCCGCCUUUGAUGAUGCCAUUGCAGACGGAGUUGACAUUAUCACUAUCUCAAUUGCACCUUUCCCACCUUUAAAUUUAAGUGAGGAUGCUGUUGCUAUUGGAUCAUUUCAUGCAAUGGAGAAGGGCAUACUAACUGUACAAGGUGCCGGAAACAUAAAAGUUCACAUGUUGAAAUCGGUUUUAAGCUUUGCACCCUGGGUGUUUACUGUGGGUGCUAGUACUACAGAUAGAAAAAUUAUCAACAAACUUGUUCUUGGAAAUGGCCGCAUACUCAUUAGUACUACAAUAAAUCCUUUUGAUACGGGCAACCUCAACAAGAACUUGGUGUAUGGAAAAGGAAUUAGCAGACAUUGUAACGAAUCAAGUGCAAUGCAAUGUAUGGAGGAUUGCAUAGACCCUUAUUUGGUGAAGGGAAAAAUAAUGGUAUGUGAUGUUAAUGAAUCUAAGGAAAUUCUGAGCCUAAAAGCUAUGAGUGCCGGUGCAAGUGGCGUUAUUUUUCGAAAAGGUGAUGUAGGAAAAGAUAUUGCUGAUGUUUCACCUAUGCCUACUGCAUUUUUAAAUGACCCAGAUUUUCGUUAUAUCGAGUCUUACCUCAAGUCCGAAGUAUUGCCCUCUGCUCGAAUACUAAAAAGUGAGAGUAUUAAGAGUCAAUCUCCCAUCUUGGUUUCUUUGUCUAGUAGAGGACCCAAUAUAAUUUUACCAGAAAUUUUAAAGCCUGAUGUAGUUGCACCGGGCAUAACUAUCCUGGCAGAAAGUCCUACAGAGAAUCUUAUAUCUAUGGGAAUACCCGGUGCAAAGUACAACAUCCAUUCUGGAACUUCUAUGGCAUGUCCCCAUGUUACUGGAGCAGCUUCUUUUGUAAAAUCAAAACACCCCGAUUGGUCUAUUUCAGCUAUUAAAUCAUCUCUCAUGACUACCGCUUGGAACAUGAAUAAUAAAUACAACCCAGAUGCUGAACUUGGUCAUGGAGCAGGACACAUUGAUCCAUUGAAGGCGGUAUAUCCUGGACUCGUAUAUGAGACCUCAAUUGAUGAAUAUUUCAACUUGUUUUGUACCUUAGGUUCUGAAGGAGAAAAAUUGAGAAAAAUGUUUGGAUCGAAGCAAACGUGUCCAAAGGGGAUUAGAUUGUCUGCAAAGGAUCUCAACUACCCAACAAUGACGGCACCGGUGACUAAAAACUCGUCUUUCAAUAUUCAAUUUUCAAGAGUAGUGACAAAUGUUGGAUGUGUAAACUCCACUUAUCACGCACAAGUUAGUAAAGGGGACAACGGGAUCUCUAUCAAUGUGGAACCGAGUAUUCUCUCUUUUAUUACUUUAAAUGAGAGGAAAAACUUUGUUGUGACUGUCACCGGACAAUGGCUCAACCAAGAUCAUCUUUCUUAUUCCUUGGUAUGGUUUGAUGGCACUCAUUCGGUUAGAAGUCCCAUUAUCUUGUAUCAAUCAUCUAUCCUAUGA